GUUGCGCGGACAAAGUGAGGAGAAGAGAGGAUUAAUGUUAAAAGUCACCACAAUUACCCUCAUAAUACAACCGUCAUGGAGAUUAUGAACAACCGACGCGAGAGUUAAAGUCCCAAGAGGCUUGUAGUGUAGUAGAGAGGAGAUUAACCCGGGUAAGUUCAGUAAAGAGGAACAAGAUGGAGGACCCUGUGGAUUUUUUUGCAGUGGGGGAGAACCAGAUGGAGCUGUACUUGGAGUCAGACGAGGAAGAAGCCAGUCUCCUUGAGGAAAUGGAACGACAGGAAGCAUCACGGUUUGCAAAGUCGCCGUUGCCUGAAGGUCUCCUGCAGUUGAAGAGCGUAUUUGCCAAUAUGCCGGAGAACUACGAGUCGACAGGCUUCUCUUCGGGUGAUAUGGAAAUGCACGGAAAUAAUUUUGCCGGGAUCCCAAAAGAAAAUUAUGAAUCGGUCCAGGGGAAGUCAGCUGAUGGAGAGAAUGAAACUGCUAAUGUAAAAGAAGACUUAAUGAAUAAGGAACCAGAUGAGGAAAGUGAAGAAGUUAAUGUAGAAGACUUGAUAUUUGAACAGUCAGAUGAUGAAAGUGAAGAAGUUAAUGUAGAAGACUUGACAAAUGAACAGUCAGAUGAUGAAAGUGAAGAUGUUAAUGUAGAAGACUUGAUAAAUGAACAGCCAGAUGAUGAGAGUGAAAAAGUUAAUGCAAAAGACUUUAUGAAUGAGCUGCCAGACAGUGCUUUCGGUAAAGAGACACACCAAGAUGGGGUCACUGGUUGGCAGUCGGAUAAUUCAGUAUUUUCGAGUACAGAGAACACUGUGACGGCAACACAAGGAAAUGCAGAUGGUGUAUUUGAUGGACCUUUAACAGAAUAUACUAUUGAUGGAAUUCAGAUCUUAAGACUAGACAUGUCUGCAAGUGAACUUCUGUUUGCCAAGACAGCUGCAGCUCUGAGGCCCCAGUUUAACCUGCCACAGCAAGAAAAUACUAACACAGGCACCAAGCACAAGACUAAACAGAAAAAUAAAAAAUCGGUAAAAAAUAAGGAAAAGCAAACUGUUAGUAAGAUGUCAAAGGCUGCAGUAGUAAAGGAAAAGCGAUCCAUCGACACUGAGGAAUCAAGACCUCCUGCCAAGAAGAGGAAAUUAUUUUCAUUCCCUGAUCAGGCUGUAGGGAAGAGAGCCGUCAUCUUCAGCUGCACUCAUUGUAACUUUAGAUGUGCAUUUGAAAGAGAAUAUAUUGACAAGAUAGUGGCACACCUCACUCCCAGAGCAAGAUUUAAUCAACUGCAAGAUGUCCCAGAAAAAUUACUGGGUUGGAAGGAGUCUGUUAAGCUGAAUGUAUUGGUUGCUAAGAACAAGGCCAAAGCACAGGUACGCCUCUUGAGUCGUAUAGAGUGUGCGUCCUGCAAAAAUCAAUUUUGUUUGGAUGUGGACACCUGUGACAAACUUGCAGUGCACCAUAACUGGUGUGGGAAGUCACCUGGUGAUAAAAAUUAUUGUGAAUGCAUUUACUGUAAAGAGAACAUCCACCGAUUUACUAUUAAAAGACAUCUCUGUGAACAGAGCAAAAAGGCAUGUCAAAAGUUUGUACCCGUAACUCUUCAGCUCAUGUCGGCUGUGUGUAAGGAGUACGCCGAAGAGCACCGACCAGUGUGUAUUGUGUGCAACGAGCAACGCUGGCCGUUCAUCGGUCACAGAGCAGAGUUGAACCCUGUUUGUGAACCCUGCAGAGUCAACAUCACCAGUGGUAAAACGACCAAGUUAACACCUCGGGAUAUGGCAGGUUGUGCCAUAUGUAGCUCACAAUGUUCUAAGAAAUUUGUAACUUAUUGGGCUAGUGAAAUGGAGACCCUAUUUAUUGGUGAAAAUUGUAUAAAAAAGUUAAGAAAUCCAGUAACGAAAAGGGUUAUUACAAUUGCAGAUAAUAAAGAACAUAAGAUUAGGGGACUUGUAGAAAUGGCUAUAUCAUCCAGUCAAAUAUCUGGAAACUUAAUGAAGAAUCCAAUUGACAAUUCAUCCUCAAAGUUUGUCGUAAGCUUGAAGAAAUGCAUUGACACUAAUUUAAAUCAGUCUUCUGCAAACAGUGUGGGAAAAAAGUCAAGGGAAAACAAAACAUCUAAUGUACGUGAAACGAAAACCUCGGAAACAAAGACUAGGUUUCCCGUUCCCAAGAAAGUUACCGAUGGACAUUUUGUUCCAAUUACGGGAUCUUUUCGGAUAACGAAUGGUGGCAAUCCUUUACCAUUUGCAACAUUGGCAACUGUUGCAGAUGACACUACCGAGAUUUCCCAAGGUUUGAACGGUGGUAAAGGCUUAUUCCAGAAUGGUGAACCAUAUACUCUUCUCUUGCCCAAUGAUACUUCAAACCUGCUGUUGAGAAGUUCCUUGCCAUCUGUGGCCAAAAAUGCUGUAGACAACCCAAAAACAGUUUUCAGGGCCCAUGAAUCUUCCUCAGUCGUGUCUGAGUGUGUGAGUGAUAAAGCACCUGAAGCGGACACAACUAACUAUAAAGAAAAUACUGGAGAGGAAGAGAAGAUUACCAGAAUUAUCGUGAGCAGCAGACCUGAAGCUGGAGGUAGUGUCCUGUCAAGUGUUUCUCCUAAUCAGCUUAACUAUAAAUCUUGGUUCCAGGUCAACAGCACAAAACCUUCACCUUUGAAAUAUAUUGUAAAGUUACAGAAUAAUUCAGUGAAUACAGUGCCAGACGAAAGCAAACACCAGCAAAGUGAAACAAAAUCGAAUCACAUAAUUAUCAGAACUUCAUCAAGUGGUCCUCAAAGGGCAAAGAGUUCAGUAAGUACCAGUACACCAAGGAUAGCCAAGGUAAUUAAAUAUUCUAAUAGUGUUUUCAGUAGUAACAUGAAGCAAAAUGAUUUGAGUAAAACCUGGAAAAGCACUUCUAGAAUAAAACAAGAUGCAGAUGUAGUGACUUUGGACUAACGACAAGAAAUCAAUGUCUUUUAUGAAAUUUUCAAUCUGAUUUACUUUCGAUUGACCUUUUUAAAGGUAAUUACACUUUAUAAUUGAUUUUAGGCUUGGCUGACUGUUAAAGGUUAAGUAUUUGUGAAAACUCGGCUAUCUUAGGACCUUUGAAUUUUUUUUUACUAAAACUGAUUAGAAACUACAGUACAGUACUGUAUAUACUGUAGGGUUGAUCUCACCACAAACCCUCUACUACAGUAUGUACAGUACUUCACGCUGGGAGUCACUCUUAACACAUGUGCUUCUUGACCUGCAUAGGCUACUAAUUUUCAGGAGAUUGAGGGUUUUAGCAGUUCAUAAGGAUUAUUCUUUACUACAGUAAUAUCUCUGCUAGCAGGAACCCCUCAAACCAGGAACUCUCCGAUUGUCGAAAUUGAAAUUUCUGAGAAAAUUUUCCUGAUACCCGGGUUCAAGAGAUGAUGUUAUGGGCAAUUUCUGGAACUGGCGAGAAAAUUUUUCCUUUACCCGGAAUAUUUCAGAAGAUUCCGGGGAUGAGGGAUAUUUUUCCGUGUUUGAGAGAUAGUGUAAUGGGCAAUUUCUAGAACUUUCGAGAAAUUUUUUCCGUUACCUGGAAAAUUCCGGGGAUGAGGGAUUUUUUUCCAUCUUUGAGAGAGUUGUCUCGUUACCCAGAAAUCUCUCGUUCCCGGAAGAGCUCUGCACUAAUUAUUCCGGCUAAUGGAAAUAUCACUGUAUUUGCUCUUCUAUCAGAUGGCGAGUCACACUAACACUUGCACCUUCCUCAAAUUUCUAAUUGGCAUGAGAUUUUUGACCUGCCUUACCUUAGCACCAAGCAAUAAAUAGGAGAAUGAUCCUGAAAUCCCAUUUUAUGGAUGACCUUGAAUCGGUCAACACAUCUUCCUCCCUGUGGCUGCUGAGAUAAGCUGGAACUGAAGCCUCAACCUGCAAAAUAAUGCUUUUCAGCAAUUAUGUCAAGUGAGGGCCAAGAAGCACAUGCGUUAGUGCCAAGGUGAACACUUCAAACCUUCAGCCUAUGGUGGUAGUAGCUCUUAUCUUCAACACUCCUACAUAAUCAGAGAUGGGUUACAAUGGGAAGGUCAGCAAGGUUUCGAGUUAGUUCCGGUGAAUGCUGUCGGGAAUCCUUGGUUUUCAACCAGAGGUUUGCGUGGCUGUACUGUAUUUGUGCCAACCAAUCCAAAUGUGACUAUUAAAUGGAAUAUCACAAUCUCUCCUCAUUUAGACAAAUUUAUUGUACAAAUUAUAUGAUAGUAAUGUCUUGUUUUAUGACAGUAACUUUUGUAAGAAUUAUGAACGAAUUACCAUGUCUGAUUGUUAUACAGUACUUGAAUGUCAUAUUUAAGACCCAAAUACCGUAGUAGAUUUUUAUACUUCAAUAUUAUCUUCUUAAACUCAAAACUGUCAGGUACAGUAAUUACAGUACAGCUCCUCCCCGACUUACAAUGGGGUUAGGGACCCAAAUCCAGGUCGUAAGUCGAAAAUGCUUAAAUAAUACAUAGGAAAUCUAAAAUAGGUCUCUUUUUCU
This is a messenger RNA of Homarus americanus (American lobster), 4476 nucleotides long. RefSeq lists its product as uncharacterized. The transcript is spliced from 4 exons. The record is from RefSeq and is a predicted model, not a curated record. Lineage: Eukaryota; Metazoa; Arthropoda; Malacostraca; Decapoda; Nephropidae. Bases 177 to 2933 code for a protein of 918 amino acids.